AUGUUAAUCGUACUGAACAGUCGGUUUUUUGCGAGCCUCAUCGAGCGACGGUUGCAAACGCUCGUGGAGUCCUUCGCCGACCAGGACCCCGACCGGAAGAUCCAUCAUUCCGUACAUUUGCUCGAACGUGCCGGUGCUAAGUGUUUCACCCUUAUGCUCUCCACAGCGCGCACCGUUGCGGCGUCGAGCUCGAGCCGGUUGCAUUCACCCGUCGCCUGGAACCGGAGGUCGGCGCAGGAUUACUACGAUCUUGAGGCGGGCGAAACCGAACGGACGCCGCUACUGUACGCGAGGGACAAUUCGCGCGAAGCGUUGCGCUACCGGACAAAGCUGCGCCCGGCCAAUCCGAACCGAGUGCAUCCGGUGGCGUUAGGUCUUAUGGUGGCGUUGCUGAUAUUCCUGCUGCUUGGUGUCGUGAUCGGCGUGUAUCUGCUGCUGCUAACGGUUCAACGUCCUUGGCCCGUUUCGCAUCCAUUCUUUCUAGUCGAACGAACCGCCUGGUGGCAGUAUCCGAUAGCGAUGGAGGCGGCAACACUCGACAGGCAAGCGAUUACGGAUGUGAUCGUGGUGCACACGGACUCGGAAGGCUGUUUCGAUCAGGGGCAGUGCGUGCGCUUUCUGCAAAACACCGAACAAAGCUACUGGUCGGUUGGUGGUGGCCACAUUCCGUACAACUUCCUCGUAGGGGGUGACGGUGUGACGUACGAAGCACGUGGCUGGAAGAGUCAGCACGGGUUUAAGGAUCUUCCCGGACAGAACACAACACUGGUAGUGGGCAUGAUCGGCAACUUCACCGAUCGUCAACCGACGGCUGUACAGUACGCAGAGUUGAAGGCAUUCUUUACGGAGUCAAUCCGUCGCUUCAGUCUCUCGCCACAAUAUCGACUACAUGGUGCCAUUAAUUCUACCCGUGCCGCGAAUGACGGUGCCGCCCUAUAUAACCAACUCCAACGAUGGCCCCACUGGAACGGGUUUGUGCACCAGCAGGUGUGA
Anopheles marshallii is the source of this 993-nucleotide messenger RNA. Its product is annotated as peptidoglycan-recognition protein LD. The transcript has 3 exons. Gene Ontology annotation, molecular function: N-acetylmuramoyl-L-alanine amidase activity; zinc ion binding. The record is from RefSeq and is a predicted model, not a curated record. NCBI's taxonomy places the organism in Eukaryota, Metazoa, Arthropoda, Insecta, Diptera, Culicidae. Gene Ontology annotation, biological process: peptidoglycan catabolic process. Bases 1 to 993 code for a protein of 330 amino acids.